AUGCCAACAAAUUUAAAUAUAGUGAAGGUUACAAAACCACAGGAAGAGAAUAAAAAUUUUAUACACAAAAACACGGAUGAACCCAAUGAAAUUGAACAAUCACAGACACAAGAAGAAGUUACUGAGAAUAUUGCCGAGAUCCAUAUUCACGGUGCAAAUGAUCAAGCAGCUAAGAGAGGUAGACUAAAUUUAAAUACAGUUGAUCACGUCGAGGCUUAUCCACUAAUACAAGAGACAGAAGAGAUAGCAAAGAAGAUUGCAAUAACGAGAAUCAUUUUAGCACAGACAAAGCCUAGAAUCGAUAAAGUGAUAAUCUCACGGCCUAUUCAAACUGUAGCGCCAGUAAUCAAUUUUCUUGACAAGAUGGCUAAUUCAACUUUGAAUACUGUAGAACGUGUUGUUCCUUCUUUAAAAACAAAGACCUAUAAAAGAUUAGGUGAGGAAAUUGCACUUCCAUAUACUCUGUCGAAAAAGUAUGGAAAACAGUUUAAGGAUACGACGGCAAGAAACGGAGAGAACUAUAUUUACCAACCUGUCCAUGGAAGGUUGGUGAAAUUUAGGAAGUACUAUAAUGAAAAAUUAAUAGACACAAAAGGCAAGCCUUUGAUUAGAGGGCAUCUUGACCCUGUUUUAUUACCAGUCAACAACGCAUUUGAAAAGGCAACGGUAAAAUAUUUUCCAAAAGGCGAGAAGGUUCCAAAUGAUACCUUUAGCUGUGAGUUUAAUAGAGGGUUAGCCCUGGAUUACAAUUUUAUGACAAGAGCAGUUUCUGCUGCUGGUCACCAAGUCGUUGGUAUUGCAAAGCUACCUAUUGCCUAUGGUUAUCAUACAAACUCUGUUUAUAAUAAAAACUUAGACAAACAAAAUGAUUUGAGGAUCAAAAAUGUAUUGAAAGGUACCUGGGAUACCAUAACUGAUUUAGAACACGAAAUUUGGGCCUCUGUUACUGAUGGGAGUUUAUUUAGAUUUUUUGGUACCAAAUCGGAGGGAGACAAUUUACCACAUCUAGUACAAUAG
Molecule: messenger RNA, 1017 nt
Organism: Saccharomyces paradoxus
Lineage: Eukaryota; Fungi; Ascomycota; Saccharomycetes; Saccharomycetales; Saccharomycetaceae
Gene: SPS4
Product: Sps4p
Exons: 1
Coding region: 1-1017 (338 amino acids)
Source: RefSeq, a predicted model, not a curated record